CCCUCCCUGGGGUAACUUUUGGUGGCGGGAAAAGUUCGGAAGUUUUCGCGCCGGGGCGGUGUCAUCUUAGGAGGUAGUUCUGAGUCGGCAAGCAUGGCGGGGACAGUAGUACUAGACGAUGUGGAGCUGCGGGAAGCGCAGAGAGACUACCUGGACUUCUUGGAUGACGAGGAAGACCAGGGAAUUUAUCAGAACAAAGUUCGGGACCUAAUCAGUGACAACCAAUACCGAUUGAUUGUUAAUGUGAAUGACCUGCGCAGGAAAAAUGAGAAGAGGGCUAAUCGCCUCCUGAGCAAUGCCUUUGAGGAACUGGUUGCCUUCCAGCGGGCUUUAAAGGAUUUUGUGGCCUCCAUUGAUGCUACCUAUGCCAAACAGUAUGAGGAGUUCUACAUAGGAUUGGAGGGCAGCUUUGGCUCCAAGCAUGUCUCUCCACGGACUCUGACUUCCUGCUUUCUCAGCUGUGUGGUCUGUGUGGAGGGCAUUGUCACUAAGUGCUCUCUAGUUCGUCCCAAAGUUGUCCGCAGUGUCCACUACUGUCCUGCUACUAAGAAGACCAUAGAGCGACGUUAUUCUGAUCUUACUACCCUGGUGGCCUUUCCUUCCAGCUCUGUCUAUCCCACCAAGGAUGAGGAAAACAAUCCUCUUGAGACAGAAUAUGGCCUUUCCAUCUACAAGGACCACCAGACCAUCACCAUCCAGGAGAUGCCAGAGAAGGCCCCAGCUGGCCAGCUUCCCCGCUCUGUGGACGUCAUUCUGGAUGAUGACUUGGUGGAUAAAGUAAAGCCUGGUGAUCGAGUCCAGGUGGUGGGAACUUACCGUUGCCUUCCUGGAAAGAAGGGAGGCUACACCUCGGGGACAUUCAGGACUGUCCUGAUUGCCUGUAAUGUGAAGCAAAUGAGCAAGGACAUUCAACCUUCAUUUUCUGCCGAGGAUAUAGCCAAGAUCAAGAAGUUCAGCAAAACGCGUUCUAAGGAUAUCUUCGACCAGCUGGCCAGGUCGUUGGCCCCUAGUAUCCAUGGGCAUGACUAUGUCAAGAAGGCAAUCCUCUGCUUGCUCUUGGGAGGGGUAGAACGAGACCUGGAAAACGGCAGCCACAUCCGUGGGGACAUCAAUAUUCUUCUAAUAGGGGACCCGUCGGUUGCUAAGUCUCAGCUUCUACGGUACGUGCUUUGCACUGCACCUCGGGCUAUCCCCACCACGGGCCGGGGCUCCUCUGGAGUGGGUCUGACGGCUGCUGUCACCACAGACCAGGAAACAGGUGAACGCCGUCUGGAAGCGGGGGCCAUGGUCCUGGCUGACCGAGGCAUAGUUUGUAUUGAUGAAUUUGACAAGAUGUCUGACAUGGACCGCACGGCCAUCCAUGAAGUGAUGGAGCAGGGUCGAGUCACCAUUGCCAAGGCUGGCAUCCAUGCUCGACUGAAUGCCCGCUGCAGUGUUUUGGCAGCAGCCAACCCCGUCUACGGCAGGUAUGAUCAGUACAAAACCCCUAUGGAGAACAUUGGGCUGCAGGAUUCACUGCUAUCCCGAUUUGAUUUACUCUUCAUCAUGCUGGAUCAGAUGGACCCUGAGCAGGACCGGGAGAUAUCGGAUCAUGUCCUUAGGAUGCACCGUUAUAGGACACCAGGGGAGCAGGAUGGCGAUGCUAUGCCUUUGGGCAGUGCUGUGGAUAUCCUGGCCACAGAUGAUCCUAACUUUAACCAGGAAGACCAGCAGGACACCCAGAUUUAUGAGAAGCAUGACAACCUUUUGCAUGGGAACAAGAAGAAAAAGGAGAAGAUGGUGAGUGCAGCUUUCAUGAAGAAGUACAUCCAUGUGGCCAAAAUCAUCAAGCCCAUCCUGACACAGGAGUCAGCUGCCUACAUCGCAGAAGAAUACUCACGCCUGCGUAGCCAAGACAGCAUGAGCUCAGAUACUGCCAGGACAUCUCCAGUUACUGCCCGGACACUGGAAACUCUGAUUCGCUUGGCCACGGCCCAUGCCAAGGCCCGCAUGAGCAAGACUGUGGACCUGCAGGAUGCGGAGGAAGCUGUGGAGUUGGUCCAGUAUGCUUACUUCAAGAAAGUUCUGGAGAAGGAGAAGAAACGUAAGAAGCAAUAUGAGGAUGAAUCAGAGACAGAAGAUGAAGAGGAGAAAAGCCAGGAGGACCAAGAACAGAAGAGGAAGAGGAGGAAGACUCAUCACUCAGAUGCCAAGGAUGGGGACUCAUAUGACCCCUAUGACUUCAGUGACACAGAGGAGGAAAUGCCUCAAGUGCACACUCCGAAGACAGCAGACUCACAGGAGACCAAGGAAUCCCAGAAGGUGGAGUUGAGCGAAUCCAGGUUAAAGGCAUUCAAGGUGGCCCUCUUGGAGGUGUUCCAGGAAGCUCAUGCACAGUCAGUGGGCAUGAAUCGCCUCACAGAAUCCAUCAACCAGGACAAAGAAGAGCCCUUCUCUUCAGCGGAGAUUCAGGCAGCGCUGAGCAAGAUGCAGGACGACAACCAGGUCAUGGUGUCUGAGGGCAUCGUCUUCCUCAUCUGAGGAGGCCUCAUCUCUGUACUUUGGGGCUCUGCCAAGAAAAUAUCUCCCAGUUCUCCCUCCCUCUUAUCCUGGUGUUUACCUUUAUUCCAUGAAUAACAGUGUUUAAUUGAACUGAAGUUGAGGGACAUGUGAUGAAGCUGAAUCAGGACUCAGUGGAAGCUUUGGGAAUGAAAGCUGCCAUGAGAUAAAGUGAGAAGAAAGUGGAGAAGGACUAAGACUCUUGCCUCUUCAUUGCAAAAGACUGGAUCAUACUCCCUACCCCACAAAAAAACCAAACCUUUGUUUGCUGUAAAUAGCAUAUGACUGAGUAUUUUGAGGGUGGAGGGGCGGCACAGCUGGUUUUUGUUCAUCCUUUCUGUGUUUGUUGGCUUUUAUUUCCUCUCGAGCACUUAGGUCUAGAACAGGCUUUCAGUCGUUUUAUGCUGGUGGAGAGAAGCUCGGAGGCCAGUCAUGAAGGUCAGGAAAGCUUUUCUUUGCAAUUGCACCAGUUAAGACUAAUCCGUAAUUUUGACCUAAGUAUCAAAGACAUUGAAUAAAGUUACAUUUAUACUGUG
This is a messenger RNA of Pteropus alecto (black flying fox), 3074 nucleotides long. RefSeq names its product minichromosome maintenance complex component 3 (gene MCM3). NCBI's taxonomy places the organism in Eukaryota, Metazoa, Chordata, Mammalia, Chiroptera, Pteropodidae. The transcript has 17 exons. Gene Ontology annotation, biological process: double-strand break repair via break-induced replication; mitotic DNA replication initiation; DNA strand elongation involved in DNA replication. Bases 94 to 2520 code for a protein of 808 amino acids. Gene Ontology annotation, molecular function: single-stranded DNA helicase activity; ATP binding; single-stranded DNA binding. Gene Ontology annotation, cellular component: MCM complex; nucleus. The record is from RefSeq and is a predicted model, not a curated record.